CCCAACGUCAGUCAGCAAGACCAAAAGGAACUUCAACUUUUCAUUCGCAACCAGUUAGUGCCGACUUGUCGUUUGAAUACUAUAGCGAUGCAAAAACAAGGACUGUGAGUUGUUUUGCAGAAAGUUAAGGUGAGAAAGUUCUAAGAGGACUCGCCGUCUUGUGGGCGUCGUCAGGCAGGUGUUGAGUUUCUGGCCGAAGUGGGCCCGGUGCGUCGCUGCAGCUGUGCGAUGAGCCACGGCGCUCCACCAAGAUGUUGACUCUGGAUGGCUUGGAAGUGAUCGCUGUGUUGGUGGUCAUGGGUCUCUUCAUCAAAGUUCUGGAGCAGUUUGGGAUGUUUGAGCCUGUCGGCGGGGAAGACAGCGUAGAAGAUGACUUUGAGCUCUCCACCGUGUGCCACCGGCCAGAAAGCAUGGAUAAGCUGCAGGAGCAAACCAAGUUCACCAAGAAGGAGCUGCAGGUUCUUUACAGAGGCUUCAAAAAUGAAUGUCCGAGUGGUGUGGUGAAUGAGGACAACUUUAAGAACAUCUACUCACAGUUCUUUCCCCAGGGAGAUUCAAGUACGUAUGCGCAUUUCCUGUUUGAAGCCUUUGACAGUGACAAGAACGGUUCAGUUAGCUUUGAGGACUUUGUAUUUGGUCUGUCUAUCAUCUUGAGAGGGACCAUUAACGACCGCUUAAACUGGGCCUUUAACCUCUAUGACCUAAACAAGGAUGGCUGCAUCACCAAAGAUGAGAUGCUGGACAUCAUGACAUCCAUCUACGACAUGAUGGGGAAGUACACGUAUCCCACUAUGCAGGAUGAUGCCCCCAGAGAGCAUGUAGAGAACUUUUUCCAGAAAAUGGAUCGAAAUAAAGAUGGAGUGGUUACAAUAGAGGAAUUCAUUGAGUCGUGUAAAAAGGAUGAGAACAUCAUGCAGUCCAUGCAGCUGUUUGACAAUGUCAUCUAAGGACCAGGAAGGGUGCUGGUCCCAGUGUUUGUGUGUGUGUGUGUGUAGGGGGUGAUAAAUUAAUCAGGGUUGGACGAGGAAGCGUGUGUGUAGGCAUGUGUGUGCAUGUGUGAGUGGGUGUGUGUUGAGCUCCUCUGGAUGGGAAGCAGUCCACGAAGAAGCAACCAUGGAAGUCCACUCCUCAUCAGGCAGUGUGGAGGAACACGGGGAAAAGAAGGCAAGCAGCGGGCUCACAGACACUAGCACAAACCCAAAACCCUCGCCCUCCCCACCAACCUGUUCUAUUUCCACAUCUUCUUCUCUUCCUGCUGGAGGGGUGGCACUCCAAGUGAGGAUGCCGGCCCACCAAAACCUCAUCACUGACUUGGUGCAUGUGGAGCCGCUGCGAAAUAAAAGGGAAUGUGACGCACAUACUCCUGGCGAGAGGAAAUGCGCCAUUCCUGGGAGAUUCCAGGGUGUCUCAAAGAUUCCGAGGCUCAAACUCGAUCGGAACGGAUUUCAAUAUCGCAUGAUGAUGUCACUAUAUCCGACCAUGACGUUAUUUACCGAGACGCUCCAAAGUCCGCUUGCCCGUCUGCUGUUUCCUGGUCAUCCACAGGUGCCUCACCCCCCCACCCCUUGUGCAAAGUGCAUGUGCAACAAGAAUGACCGUGAUGUCUCCAUCUUGCCUAUACGGAGGAAUCGACUGGGAACAACACCCUUCUCCAUUCAGGUGAUUCUGCGACAAUGACUUCUGGCCUUUCAAACCAUAUCCGUCUUAGCUGUAGGUGUCUCCUGACUAUCAUGCACCAUAGUUGACAGACCACCCCAGUGGUUCUAGCCUUUAAUGAAACAUUUGUGGGGAGUUUAAUAGACUGCAGGCUGUAUUUGUGAAUUUGUGAUCAGAUGAGUCAUGUGAUUAUAGCAGGGUCUUUAAAGCAAAAAAAAAAAACACUCACACUUUGAAAACUCCCGAAUUAGGCCACAUUGUGAAUUAAAAAAGAUGUAUGUUUAAUUAGUGAAUGAGCGAAAAA
Molecule: messenger RNA, 1960 nt
Organism: Syngnathus typhle (broad-nosed pipefish)
Lineage: Eukaryota; Metazoa; Chordata; Actinopteri; Syngnathiformes; Syngnathidae
Product: Kv channel-interacting protein 2-like
Exons: 8
Coding region: 252-947 (231 amino acids)
Biological process (GO): regulation of potassium ion transmembrane transport
Cellular component (GO): voltage-gated potassium channel complex
Molecular function (GO): potassium channel regulator activity; calcium ion binding
Source: RefSeq, a predicted model, not a curated record